UUAUGAAUCACUUGUUACCGAAUGUCACAAAGCCAUGGAGUCUUUCCUCUCCGAUCGCCGCGGCUCCAGCACACCAGAACAACGAGCCCGCCGCUUUCAGCAUCUCAUGCUUCAAGGUGAGGUGCGCCGAGCUGUCCGCUUUAUCACUGCACGUGAACAAUUCGGCGUGCUGCUCCCCACAGCUCACACUGAUGACGGCAAGGGCACCGAGCGGUCUGUCUUGGACAUUCUCAAAUCCAAGCAUCCCUCUCCAACCCCUAUUAAUUUAGCCCAGCUUCCCAAAUUCGAUGCUCCCCCACCAGCCUUUGUAGAUCUUCAAAUUACCCCUGAAAUUUCUGAACAGGUUGCUGGCAAACUAUCCGGUGCUUGCGGCCUAGGCGGCACCGAUGGUCCAACUCUCAAAAAUUGGCUCCUUCGCUAUCGCCGCGCUAGUACCCAACUUCGAGCUGCGUUUGGUCUCUUUGCUCAAUGGCAAGCCAACAACUUGGUUCCUUGGGCCGCCAUCCGAGCUCUCAAUGCCAAUCGCGGCAUGGCUCUCGAUAAAUUUCCCGGUGUACGCCCCAUAGGUAUUGGUAACAUUGAACGACGCUACAUUGCCAAAUGUGUCCUCGCUGUUGCUGCCCCGCUGCGGCUGCAGCAGCUGGCACUUCUCAGCUUUCCGUUGGUUUGA
Molecule: messenger RNA, 670 nt
Organism: Seminavis robusta
Lineage: Eukaryota; Bacillariophyta; Bacillariophyceae; Naviculales; Naviculaceae
Source: the annotation of a GenBank genome assembly